Messenger RNA from Drosophila innubila, 1282 nucleotides. It is a transcript of the gene Gr94a, whose product is annotated as putative gustatory receptor 94a. Gene Ontology annotation, cellular component: membrane. Bases 7 to 1239 code for a protein of 410 amino acids. The transcript has a single exon. The record is from RefSeq and is a predicted model, not a curated record. NCBI's taxonomy places the organism in Eukaryota, Metazoa, Arthropoda, Insecta, Diptera, Drosophilidae. Gene Ontology annotation, biological process: sensory perception of taste.
UAGGCAAUGGUCCUUUUUGGGAUUCGGUUCUCGCGUAAACCCAUACGGGGCACAGCCAAAUUAGUUCAUGUCCUGCUCGUUACACUCAUAUUUAUGUUAACAUUGUUUGGACUCUUUGCGAAUCGAUUUACGCUGCGUGGUCGCAGCCGUUUCAUCUUCUCCAAAAAAUAUUUGGCAUAUGCUCUGCUGGUGACAACGAUUUUUACUAGCAUCUAUGUACGACAAAUGUAUCUGGACUACAUGACGGAUCAACUAAAUCUGCGAGACGCUGUCAAGCUAUACAGCUAUAUGAACAUUACGGUGGCAAUCAUUAAUUUCAUUACCCAAAUGUUAAUGAGCACGACUGUAGCUCGGAUGAUGAGUAAUGUGCCACUCUUUGAGACGUUGAAUUCUAUUCACAUUGACAGUCGCACUAUAAUGACCUCCGUGUUAAUGGCAUUGAUAAAAGUUCUUGGGUUUCCAAUUGUCUUGGAGGUGGCUCUAAUUUUGCAGCAAAAACGAAAUGAACCGCAUCUUAACUGGACCUGGACUCUAUACAAUCUGUUUCCAAUGGUAAUUUCCAACUUUUUAAACAACUGUUAUUUUGGCGCCAUGAUCAUUGCGAAAAACAUUUUGGAGGCCUUAAAUGCAAAGUUAAAAUUGCAAGUGCAGCAGGUGAACCUCAUGCAGCACGAGGACAACAAGAAAGAGUACUCCAAAUACUAUCGCACUCAACGCUUCUGCACAUUGGCCGAUGAACUGGACGAUCUGUCAGCGAAAUACAAAUUGAUAUGCUCCCAGAGUACAGAUUACAUGGGUCUUAUGUCGCUGUCGAUUGUUCUUUCGCUGAUCUGCCAUUUACUCGGCAUUACUGUGGGAUUUUAUAAUCAGUAUUACGCCAUAGCAGAGUAUGUUAUUGGUAAAAAGUCCUACGAUGCCUUCGGUGCUUUCAUCAAUUUAAUAUUCUUGAUUAUAUCAAUUCUGGAACUAGCUCUUCUCACGUAUUUGAGCAACGAUGUGCUGGUUGAGACCCGAUUAACAGGUAUCAUCUUACAGGAUAUGAAUGUGCAUGAGGCCGAUUGGCGUUAUCAGCAGAGUGUUCACACAUUUACACUACAAGUUGUCGUUAUUAAGUACAGGAUAAAGCCAAUGGGACUAUUUGAAAUCGACAUUUCGCUGAUAAACAGUAUGCUUUCCGCAAUUGCCAGUUUUUCGCUCAUUCUUGUUCAAUCGGAUUUAUCGCAGCGCUUUAAACAAUAGUAGGAUUCCUUGAUAUGCGUCUUACCUGACUAAACUGCAUUAA